This is a messenger RNA of Rotaria sp. Silwood1, 543 nucleotides long. Lineage: Eukaryota; Metazoa; Rotifera; Eurotatoria; Philodinida; Philodinidae. The record is from the annotation of a GenBank genome assembly.
AUGCAAAACUUAUGGGGUAAACGAAAAUCAAUUGAAAUUAAAGCAGUUUGCUGUUUUUUUUAUUCUUCUUUAGUUUUCAUUUAUCUUCUUACUUUAACAUCGAUUCAAAUAAUAUCAUCAUUUUCAAUAAUUAAAAAUGGUCAAAAUGAAAAUAAAUUAGAUGAUAUACAACGAAGUGCGUCUUUAUUAUCAUCAGAUUUAUCAUCUAUUGAAAAACAAGAAAGUGAUCCUGAAUGUUUGCCGAAAAAUCUUUUUUCAAAUAUGUUUGAUCGUUAUCGACGAGCAUCAAUAUCUCGUCCUUAUUUUCAUCAUUGGCGAAGAGCUCGUGAUAAUAAUCGUUAUCCAUCAAAAAGUUUAUUAGCAUUUUCACCUCGUUUAGGUAAACGAGCAUAUGAAAAUGAUCAACAAUUAGAAAAAGAAAAUGAUUUCAAUGAUAUUGACGCAUUUCUUAUUGGGUAUUUAUUAGGAAAAAACAUUGAUAUUAUUUAUGAAGACCCAACAAAAAUUUGUCUGUCAAAAUCUGUUAGUAAUGGUCCUAUUUAA